AUGGAAUUAGAAAAAAAUUAAGAAGAAAAUAAUUUUUAGGAAGAAAUAGGAAAAGGUGCUUUUGGAUAAGUAUAUUUAGGAAUAAAUAUUGAAACAAAAGAAGAAGUAGCAAUAAAGUAAAUGAUGAAAAAAGAAUUCUUAAAAGAACCUAAACUAAAUGAAUUAUUUUAAACAGAAGUAAAUAUGAUGAAAGCAAUUAAAAAUGAGAAUGUAGUAGGUUUUGUUGAUUAUUUCUAAGAUUAAUAAUCUCAUUUUCUUGUUAUUGAAUAUUGCGGAGAUGGUGAUGUUUAUGAAUUUUUGAGAAAUUAGCCAAAUAAAAGAUUACCUGAAAAUGUAUCUAAGCCUUAUUUUAAAUAACUCUUAAACGGAUUUAAAGGAUUACAUUAAUACAGAGUAGUCCACAGAGACUUAAAAUGUUAGAAUAUAUUUAUUAAAAAUGGUGUCUGGAAAAUAGGCGAUUUAGGGUUCGCAAAAAGUCUUUAAAGAGAAAGUAUUACAACCACUAUAUUAGGCACGUGUUUGACUAUGGCUCCUGAAUUAUUUGAAAAUAAAUAAUAUGGAUUAGAAGUAGAUAUAUACAGUUUAGGAGUAAUUUUCUAUUAAAUUUUAUUUGGAAAUUUUCCAUUUAUAGGAAAAAAUGACUAAAAUUAACUAUAUUUAAUCAAAAAUACAUAAUUAAAUUUAAAUUUAAAUGAUGUUGUAAUUUCAAAUGAUUUAAAAGAUUUGCUAUAAAAAAUGAUUUGUUAUGAUAGAAAUAAAAGAAUAACAUGGUAAUAAAUGUAUGAACAUCCUGUAUUUAAUGAAGAAGUUAAAAAUUCAAUAUUUUUAAGUGUACGAGCAAAUAAUUUAAUAGGAUAAAGAAUUAGUUUAGCAGAAAAUAAAAAAAUGUAUGAAUAACUGUAAAAUUAAUAAUAGUAAUAAUUACAUUUACAAUAAUAGUAAUAAAUGUAUUAACAAUAAUAAUAAUAAUAAUAAUAAUAAUAAUAAUAAUAAUAAUAAUAAAAAAUACCUUCACAAAAGAAAUGUAAAUAUAAACAAAUUUUAAAUAUUUAUAUAUAAAUAUUUUUAUAAAUUUUAAAAUAGAUGUAUGGAUAUUGUAUGAAAGUUGUUGAAUAAGCCUAUAAAUUACCUAAAAUUAACUUGAAUAAGCAUUUACCUAUAUUUUUAAUGCAGAAAUAUGUUAAAGAAAUGAAUUAAUAAAUUUUAAAUUUUCUUUUAGAAAAAAAAAACAUUUUUAAUUUUGAAUACUUCAACGAUUUUUUAAAUUCUAAGUUUUACAUUGACAUUAUAAAUUAUUUAUAAGCUGAAUAAGAAAUUAUUAGACUUUAUUUUGAAUCUCUAUAAUCUGACAUUCUUUAAAUCAUGAAAAAUGCUAAUCAUUAAAAUGAAUAAUUAUUACUUGAAAUUAAAGAAUAAAACUUUACUUAAAAUUUCUUUAAUUUAUAUACAUAGAAUUUGAUUAAUUAUUGCUUUAAUUUACAAAAUUAUAUGUUAGAAUACAAAGAUCCUAUUAUUUAAAAAUAAUUUUUUACUCAUAUGAUUUGUGUCUUGGAAGUUUCAGUUCUUGAAAAACUUUACUAAGAUAAAUUUGGGUUUGAUUUUGAUAAUCAUUUAAAUUAGAUUGAAAAUAUUCCUAAUAAUUAAUAUGAAUAAAUUUUAAAUAAUUAGCUUGAAUAAGUCUACAAUUGAAAUAUAAAAA
Molecule: messenger RNA, 1699 nt
Organism: Ichthyophthirius multifiliis
Lineage: Eukaryota; Ciliophora; Oligohymenophorea; Hymenostomatida
Product: protein kinase domain protein
Exons: 5
Biological process (GO): autophagosome organization; peptidyl-serine phosphorylation; protein autophosphorylation
Cellular component (GO): autophagosome; cytoplasm
Molecular function (GO): ATP binding; protein serine/threonine kinase activity
Source: RefSeq, a predicted model, not a curated record